Zerene cesonia (dogface butterfly) is the source of this 2461-nucleotide messenger RNA. RefSeq names its product protein mothers against dpp (gene Mad). Gene Ontology annotation, cellular component: heteromeric SMAD protein complex. Gene Ontology annotation, molecular function: RNA polymerase II cis-regulatory region sequence-specific DNA binding; I-SMAD binding; DNA-binding transcription factor activity, RNA polymerase II-specific. Lineage: Eukaryota; Metazoa; Arthropoda; Insecta; Lepidoptera; Pieridae. Bases 218 to 1486 code for a protein of 422 amino acids. Gene Ontology annotation, biological process: transforming growth factor beta receptor signaling pathway; anatomical structure morphogenesis; BMP signaling pathway. The record is from RefSeq and is a predicted model, not a curated record. The transcript has 3 exons.
UGUUAUCUGUGGUUUUUAACUGUCCUAGCUAGUGUCACGCUAAUCGCUAUUUUGUAGCUUCGUGAUUGUAAAUUGUAAUGUAUAAUCGUUGUGGGGAAUACCAAGUGACUUUGUGCUGAUCGAUGGUCGUUUGAGUAUUUCCGUGGUGUAUUAGAAUAGGGCUGUGCGUUCCCGCUAUUCCAGGUGACUCAUCGAAGCUCUCCAUACACUUGUCAUCAUGGACACGGAUGAUGGUGAAUCUUCUAGCAGUGGACCUAUGUCCAGCUUGAAUAGCUUGUUUUCAUUCACAAGUCCUGCUGUCAAGAAAUUACUUGGGUGGAAACAGGGUGAUGAAGAAGAGAAAUGGGCGGAGAAGGCAGUGGACAGUUUAGUUAAGAAGCUCAAAAAGAGGAAGGGCGCGAUCGAGGAGUUGGAGCGGGCGCUCUCGUGCCCCGGGACACCUUCAAAGUGCGUCACUAUACCGCGCUCCUUGGACGGGAGGCUGCAGGUAUCUCACAGGAAAGGCUUGCCGCAUGUCAUUUACUGCCGAGUGUGGCGCUGGCCAGACCUUCAAAGCCACCAUGAGCUCAAACCCCUCGAAAUAUGCCAAUAUCCCUUCAGCGCCAAACAGAAAGAGGUCUGCAUCAAUCCCUACCACUACAAAAGAGUGGAGAGUCCAGUGUUACCCCCAGUGCUGGUGCCGCGACACUCAGAGUUCGCACCAGGGCAUUCCUUGCUCCCGUUCCAAAGGACUACGGAGCCAGCUAUGCCGCACAAUGUCUCGUACUCUGGCUCAGGGUUUCCACCAUCAGCGAGUUCCGAGCUACCUGACACACCACCUCCAGCGUAUUCACCACCCUCUGAUGAUACAGAACCUCCUGGCGAAGUAGCCCCAGUGUCAUACCAAGAACCAUUGUAUUGGGCGUCCGUAGCGUACUAUGAACUGAACUGCAGGGUCGGUGAAGUGUUCCAUUGCAACUCGCAUUCGGUGGUCGUUGACGGUUUCACCGACCCCUCGAAUAACAGUGAUCGUUUCUGUCUAGGACAGCUCAGUAACGUGAACAGGAACUCGACGAUUGAAAACACGCGGCGUCACAUAGGGAAAGGGGUGCAUUUGUAUUACGUAGGGGGGGAAGUGUACGCGGAGUGUUUGUCGGAUGCGGCCAUAUUUGUUCAGAGUAGGAACUGCAAUCACCACCACGGCUUCCACCCGUCGACCGUGUGUAAAAUUCCGCCAGGUUGUUCGCUAAAGAUAUUCAAUAAUCGCGAGUUCGCUCAGCUGUUGUCGCAGAGCGUUAACCACGGCUUUGAAGCUGUUUAUGAGCUGACAAAAAUGUGCACUAUACGUAUGUCAUUUGUGAAGGGCUGGGGCGCGGAAUACCAUAGACAAGACGUCACCUCGACGCCAUGUUGGAUCGAGAUACACCUACACGGGCCGCUUCAAUGGUUGGAUAAGGUUCUCACUCAAAUGGGCUCCCCGCAUAACGCGAUUUCGUCCGUAUCUUAGCCGGAAUAUUUAUUUGUUUGGUAUCAAUCUCACAAAAUUUUUGCAUUUUUAAAAAAUACGUGCCAUAGAUAUAUUUUCAUUUUAGGUUCAAAUUAUCACAUACGAAACGGAAAAAAACAUAGUGAAAAUCAUAUUCUCGAUUUACAUGAAUUCAUUGCAAUCAAUAUUGUCAAGGAUAUCUCAAAAUAUAAUUUUUAUUUGAAUUAAUAUUUUUUUAUUAAAUCGUAGCUCAAAUUAUGUGUCCAAGUUUACGAAACGUAAGAUGUAUUUUAAGUAUUUCUAUAAAUAAUAUAAAGACAUACGAAUAAUAUUAAUAAAUGACAAGUAAAGAUAUUAUUUGUGUAAAUACGGAUUGUAUUUGUGGAUAAAAUUCUUUUAAGUUUACGCCAUAUAAAUAAAAUAAAAUUCUCAUAAUUCAUUGCUAAAUGCAUAUAAAGAAAGACAUAACAGUGGACAUAAACAAAAAAAAAAUCAAGUGUUUAUAAACCCAUGCUAAAAUAAAAAAAAACUUGAUUUUUUUUUAACUGGCAACAUUAUUUAAGCACAACAUAUUCAGAUAUUACAUUUACAUAUGGUGGCUCCAUUUGUGUCAAAAAUAUUAAUAUUAGAAAAUGUGAUUUUUAUUUUUAAACUUGGAAAUUUGUAAAUAAUUUGGACAUAGAAAACAUUGGGGCCACAAUGGAUUUUCUCUAGAAGUGUUGAGAUGUUUUUAGGUUAUGUGUAUGUUACAUUUAUAGUUUUACAUAGUCGUAUGUAGCUUUGUAGUUAUGUUAUGUAGUCAUGAUCAGGGAUAUAAAAUGGCGAAUAUCAGCUGUAAAUAUGCUGAUUUUGUGUAAUGAUUCUACCCAUUUUGUAUGACUUUUAUUUGUCAGAUAGAGUUUUUUCGUUUCUUUUCGGCUCAUACUUUAUUUAGUAUGCUGAAUUUUUUUUUACUAAAAGUAAUUUGUCCAAGACUGGCUGUUUUACUUGUAUAGU